AUGAAGGAUCACUCCCGUCACCAAGACGCCUGGACUGGCAUCGCCGUGCACCGACACGACACCCACUCAGAUACCUCCCAUCACCACUAUUCGAUGCGCCCUAAUUUGUCACCUGGUGCGCAAGACGCAAAAAUCCACAACGCGCAGAGCGCCAGGAAGCAUAGCUGGCCCUUCUUUAGUCAUGACCGUCCGGUUCUCGCCUCUGCCUCGACAGAUCGCCGGCCGUUGAUGCGAUCAGAGACAGAUGCGACAUCGGCAUCACGCGAGAGAUCAAACACCCCCGAUCAGGCUCUAUCAUUCAUGGAGAAAUACGGUCGCUGUCUUGAGAUUUUGCACUAUGGCUCGAACAGCACAGUCCGUCUACACGAGAACCAAGCCGCCACCAAUACCUCUUCUCCGCGGGUCUUCGCUAUCAAAGUCUACCGCUACAACAUUCUCGACUCCUCCAACCCCCUCACCCGCUCAAUCUCCUGUUCCCAAUCCUCAAUAUCCAAUCUACAUCCCCGCCACCCAAACAUCCUCCCAAUAACGGACCUCCUUUACAACGAGCGCUCCGAACUCUGCCUCGUAACCCCCUUCUGCGGCGGCGGCGACCUCCACGGACUCAUCUCCCUACAUGGCACCCUCCCAUCCAACGAAGUAGACUGUCUCAUCGCGCAAAUCCUCCGCGCCCUAUCAUUCCUCCACCAGCACGAAAUCGCCCACCGUGACAUCCGCCUUGAAACAAUCCUCCUCACCUCCAGCGGCGCAGUUAAACUCGCUGGCUUCGGCGACGAACAUAUCCGCCGUCUGUGGAAUGAUUGCACCAUACCUCUAGAGACAGAUGAAGAGAGACAAGCAUAUCACAGCCAACGGGCACAAUCCCAGCCCUCUUCUUGGUAUUUCUCUCUGCCUUGGCUUCUCUCGCCAUUCAAGAGCCAUCAAGAGCAGAAUGCUCGAGGGAAGGGAGGAUUUCAUUCUUCCACUGCUUCAUUUCCGGGGAUGAGUCUUCCCUAUAUCCCGCCUGAGGGAUUCAGAAGACACUUAACUCGACAUCGUUCCCAGAAUAACGGUGACGCAGAAGGUGAAGAUGACGACGAUGAUGACCCCCGUCCCACAGACGUCUGGGCGACGGCUAUUAUUUACCUUGCGUUGAUCACAGGUCGUCUUCCGUGGCGCAGUGCGCGACCGAAUCGCGAGGAUACGCGGUAUAUGGACUAUCUGCAUGGGCGGAGGGGGGAGGAUGGGUACCCGCCUAUUGAGGCGUUGGGCAGGUCCGAGGAAGAGGAUUACUACCACGGCAAUGCUUCAGUCGGAGUGGAUCUAUAG
Molecule: messenger RNA, 1308 nt
Organism: Penicillium argentinense
Lineage: Eukaryota; Fungi; Ascomycota; Eurotiomycetes; Eurotiales; Aspergillaceae
Exons: 2
Coding region: 1-1308 (435 amino acids)
Biological process (GO): protein phosphorylation; intracellular signal transduction; intracellular monoatomic cation homeostasis
Molecular function (GO): protein serine/threonine kinase activity; ATP binding
Source: RefSeq, a predicted model, not a curated record